Molecule: messenger RNA, 1280 nt
Organism: Cyprinus carpio (common carp)
Lineage: Eukaryota; Metazoa; Chordata; Actinopteri; Cypriniformes; Cyprinidae
Product: centromere protein K-like
Biological process (GO): mitotic sister chromatid segregation; kinetochore assembly
Cellular component (GO): nucleus
Source: RefSeq, a predicted model, not a curated record
GCCCGCGUUACGUCAUGACGUUGUUGCUGGCGGUAUUUUUGUUUUGGCAUCUACACUGUUUAAUGCCAAAUUCGGGUGUAACAUUCACUUAAAAGAAAUUGGGGUUCCCGUGUGUUAUCGCCACAAAAUAUACGUAGGUUUUGUACUUUUGUACAAAACUGUCGCAUAUGAAGACUGACUCCAGCACCAUCAGAGCAGACAGACAUGGAGCAGGACAUCCAGUGCUCUCGGUCUUCAGAGGGUAAAGCAGUGCUGUUAGAGCGGUGUGAGGAGCAGUUCGAACUGCUACAGAAGCUUCAAAAUGAAAUAAUUCUGGCAGACACAGAGGCUAAUGAUGAUCAGUCAAAUGAGGCAGUGAAUCGCCUGAUUGCAAUCACAUCUGAGCUUGAGCAAUGGCAUGAAAUGGAACCAAAAUUGCUGACUAACAGUCCUGAAGUCUUAUUAGCGGUUGGUAAAGAAGAGUUGCAAAGACUCAACAGUCAACUUAAAAUGGUCCUGUCAUGCUCACAAGCAAAGCUGGAUGCCCAGAAAAAGAUUUUGAAAAGGGAGCAGACAUGGCAAGCAGAGAAGAAAGAAGCGUUGAAUGCAGUGUGUGAGAAAAUCACCAGAUUACAGCGUGAAAAUCAGAAAUCAGAGCACAGCAUUUUGCAGGAUCUGAAGAGAAAAAUUAACAAUCUGAAGGACUAUCACGGCAGUCUCAUGGAAAUGCUGAGCGACAUGUUAGCUGAGCACUUCCCACUUCCUGAUCCCCAAGGAAACAGCACGAAGAAAAAAAGAGCUGCUGCAUAUGAUGCAGAGAUUGACCUGAUUUCACUGAGUGAGAUUAUCGAGAGAUUGACCAAUAAAACAUUAGAAACUCCUCAUGACCCUUACGUGACAACUGAUGACACUUUCUGGCCACCAUACACAGAAAUGCUUCUUCGCAAUGGUAUUGCAACACGAUGUCCAGAAGAUUGCAAUAAAAUCCGUCUGGAAAUGUUUUUUUGAAUCUGACUUCACUGAAUCUAAUAUGAAAAUUUGAUUGUUUUGUAUGUCUACAGUUAAAUGGCAAUGUCUAUUAUUUCUUUCAAAUUUGCUAAAUUUUUUUAUGAAGCUUGGCCAUUGUGGUAGUUUAUUGCAGUUUAAAGAUGUAUUUUGGAGUUACUUGUCAAGUCCACAACUUAAAAUGCAAAGUGUUGGUGUUUGUUUUACUUUGUAUAUACGUCAAAAACUGUCCAAAAUUAUUUGUUUUUUAAUGAUGACUUAAAUAAAGUCACCUUGAACAUACAGUAUGACCUUUA